UAUGUAUAAGUGUGUGUUUGUGUCUGCGCUUAUGUGUGUUGUUGCGGGAGGAAGAGUUUGAUUGAAUGGAAAAUUUUUUUUUAUCUCUUGAUUGAGAGCAGUCCUUAUAUAAACCCCCGGCUCGAUCAUUUCUCACUUCAAAUCUCUUCCGCUUUAUCUCAGUUCACUUCGGCUGAUUCAAACGCAAUAACAAUGAACGGUUACACCAACGGUCAUACCAGAGAAUAUAAUUUCUUUGAGAAAAAUGAUGUGAAGGAGUUUCUGGACAGUAUCCAUCAGCUGAUCUUAGACAAAGCAUUGAAUGAUGGCACAAAAAACGACCACAGAGUCGUAGAGUUUCUUCAUCCUAAAGAAAUGCUGAACAAACUUCAACUGGACAUUGGAGAAAAAGGCACUAACAAUGAAGUAUUGUUGCAAUUUUGUGAGAAAUUAAUCAACAUGAGUGUAAAGACAGGUAAACCAGGAUUCUAUAACCAACUUUAUGGUUUCGUUGAUCCAUAUGGUUUGGCUGGAUCAUGGAUCACUGACUCGCUCAACACAGCAUUACAUACGUAUGAAGUGUCUCCAGCAUUCACAAUGAUUGAACAUUAUCUUAUUCAAAAAGUGUGCAAAAUGAUUGGAUUCCAAAAUGGUGAUGGCAUGUUUUGUCCAGGUGGGGCAUUUAUGAAUAUAAUGAGCAUCCAUCUAGCUCGCUACCGAAACAAUAAUAAUAUUAAGAAACAGGGCAUGUACAACCAAGAAAGAAUGGUGGUUUUUGCUUCUGAAGGAUGCCAUUAUUCAUCAGUUUUGGCAGUAGGAUUUCUUGGCAUUGGACAGGAAAACCUUAUCAAGGUGAAAACAGACAGCAAAGGGAAAAUGUCAGUCAAACAUCUCCAGAAUGCUGUGGAACUAUCGUUGAAACAGGGUCUCAAUCCAAUAGCUGUUGUUGCUACAGCAGGCACCACAGUUCUGGGAGCCUUUGAUCCUCUCAGUGAAAUAGCAGAUGUUUGUGCUCAACAUAACAUGUGGCUUCAUGUUGAUGCAGCUUGGGGUGGAUUUGUACUUAUGUCCAAAAAACACCGAUACAGGAUGGCAGGUGUGGAAAGGGUUGACUCCUUAGCUUGGAACUUCCACAAGAUGGGAAAUGCUCCCAUGCAAUGUAGUCUACUUGUUGUGAAAGAAAAGGGAAUUCUUGAAAAGUGUAAUUCCACCAAUGUGGAAUAUUUAUUCCAAAGUGACAAAUAUUAUGACAAGACAUUUGACCAAGGAAAUAAAACAAUACAAUGUGGCAAGAAGGUUGAUAACUUUAAACUUUGGUUGAUGUGGAAAGCUCGAGGUGACGCUGGAAUGGCAGCUAAAAUGGACAGAGUGAUGGAAUUAUCUCAGUAUUUGGUUGACCAACUGAGAGCUCAAGAUGAUUUCCGUCUGGUUUUACCUGAAGUGAGUACAACCUACCAUUUACAAACAGUAUAUCCUUCCUGUAAAAAGAUGAAAUUGGUCGCUAUCAUCAUCAUCCUCAUCAUCAUCAUCAUUAUUAUUAUUAUUAUUAUGUUUUUUUUUUCUUCUUUCUUCAAAUUUUUUCCCAUUUCUCGCAGUGUUUUCCGUACACCUAGGGCAGAGAAACGUUGUAUGCAUUCCCAAUUUACACACGCAAAUUCAUAG
Octopus bimaculoides (California two-spot octopus) is the source of this 1641-nucleotide messenger RNA. Its product is annotated as cysteine sulfinic acid decarboxylase. Lineage: Eukaryota; Metazoa; Mollusca; Cephalopoda; Octopoda; Octopodidae. Gene Ontology annotation, cellular component: cytoplasm. The record is from RefSeq and is a predicted model, not a curated record. Gene Ontology annotation, biological process: carboxylic acid metabolic process. Gene Ontology annotation, molecular function: carboxy-lyase activity; pyridoxal phosphate binding.